CUAAAGUAUUCUCAAGAAACGUAAAGUGAUUAUAUAUUAUCCAUAAAUUAAAUGUAACCCCACAUAACAUAUAAAAACAUAAAUAUGUAUUUUUGGUUUGACAUGGAUGCAUAUAAAUAAAAGAAAAUUAUUGACCACAUAAUCACUUGACCGAUAAACAAAUUAGGCCUGUUGAAUUUGUAAUUAGGUGUAUAAUUUAUUAUUUUUCAGUAGUGAGUUAAUUUCACAAAUUAAAGAACAAAUUGCCUUAAUUCAACUGUUAUUUUGUAUUUUUGUGAAGUCAUACUUCAAAAGGCCCACAUAUCCCCACUUCCUACUCCUAGACUGAUCCAUUAAUUCAACACAACACUUCUAUAGUUUCAUUUCCCCACACAAAAUUGAGUUUCCACUCUCACAAAAACACAAACACACCAAGAUAGCAUUCUAAUUUUGAAAAAAUGAAGAAUGAUGAUUCCUUCAAGAAGCCCGGAUCCAUUCCCUUCAAAUGGGAGAUCCGACCCGGAGUCCCGAAGCCCCCCCUAAACGCAACCGGGUCGUUGCCAGCUUCUAGAUCCGUAUCCGAACCCGAUUAUUAUUCGGAUCUUGAGAUCUCGUCGAGGUGGUUCGUUUCGAGUAGGAAAACAGUCCCGACGUCGUCUCCUUCCAUUCACGGGUCAUCGCCCCCGACCCGUUUCAGAUGCGGAAUGGGCAGGGGAGAUAGAGCAGAUAUAGUUCCAAUAUGA
Salvia splendens (bonfire salvia) is the source of this 722-nucleotide messenger RNA. RefSeq lists its product as uncharacterized. The record is from RefSeq and is a predicted model, not a curated record. Bases 438 to 722 code for a protein of 94 amino acids. The transcript has 3 exons. NCBI's taxonomy places the organism in Eukaryota, Viridiplantae, Streptophyta, Magnoliopsida, Lamiales, Lamiaceae.